Cantharellus anzutake is the source of this 732-nucleotide messenger RNA. RefSeq names its product integral membrane protein DUF106-domain-containing protein. Gene Ontology annotation, biological process: protein folding in endoplasmic reticulum. The record is from RefSeq and is a predicted model, not a curated record. The transcript has 6 exons. Gene Ontology annotation, cellular component: membrane; EMC complex. NCBI's taxonomy places the organism in Eukaryota, Fungi, Basidiomycota, Agaricomycetes, Cantharellales, Hydnaceae. Bases 1 to 732 code for a protein of 243 amino acids.
AUGAUUCUGGUUGGAAUCCUGCGGCACUAUGUUACCCUCCUCCUCAACUCUCCACCAAAGAAACAGUUGUUACUUGCCAUUAGGGAGCAACGGGCCAUUUCUCGCUCUCAGAUACUUCGAGCCACAUCCACGUCCUCCCCCCUUCCACCGCACCUCUAUCGCACCAUUUCAUCACAUCUCUACACCGCAUUUACCGAAGGGACUUACCUAAAAGACUCUGAAUUGUCAGAAGAAGAGAAGAAAGAAAAGGAAGAAAACCCUCCAAAUCCACUCACUGAUCCAGGUACUAUGGAUGGCAUGGUGGAAGGGCUGAAGAAGCAAAUGGUCAUGAUGGUGCCGCAGAUGCUCAUUAUGGGAUGGAUCAAUUUCUUCUUUCAGGGUUUCGUUUUGAUUAAACUCCCAUUCCCGCUAACGCUUGGCUUCAAAUCAAUGAUGCAGCGUGGCAUCGAGACUCCCGAUAUGGACGUUCGUUGGGUUUCUUCUCUUUCAUGGUACUUCCUCAAUUUUUUCGGCCUCAAUGGACUCUUUCGGCUGCUUCUCGGGUCAGAAAAUGCCGCAGACUCAACGUCAGAUAUGGCUGCUCAGGCCUCCCCAUUCGGCUCCGUGCUGUCUGGAGCUAACGCACCGCCAGCCGAUAAUCUGCAGUUUGCAGAGGGGCAAUAUAAGUGGGUUUGCGAUGAUGUAGAAAUCAGAGUGUUGGAGCAAUGGGGUAAGAUACCUGCUAUAAGGUGA